This is a messenger RNA of Dreissena polymorpha, 806 nucleotides long. Its product is annotated as fibropellin-3-like. The record is from RefSeq and is a predicted model, not a curated record. Gene Ontology annotation, cellular component: plasma membrane; protein-containing complex. Bases 165 to 806 code for a protein of 213 amino acids. NCBI's taxonomy places the organism in Eukaryota, Metazoa, Mollusca, Bivalvia, Myida, Dreissenidae. Gene Ontology annotation, biological process: establishment or maintenance of epithelial cell apical/basal polarity; heterophilic cell-cell adhesion. The transcript is spliced from 7 exons. Gene Ontology annotation, molecular function: calcium ion binding.
CAAAGGUAGCAUGCACGAAGAACUAUGAGCACUGGAGUAAGACCCUUAUCAAUGUCAAGGUCAACUCGACCACGACCCUGCCACUGAUUCCAGAGUUGGAGACCGCAUGUCCAGCCGUCUUAGAUUCGGAAGUGAAUUGUAUUGCUUUAAAAGAAUUGGAUAUUAUGGCUCAGUGUCAAACAAGUGUUGAAAUUUAUGCGAACUUCACCCUUCAAUGUAGGGCCUCAAACAUCAGCGAGACAUGUCUAACCGAACAAUGUGGUCCCACUGUUGCGUCCUUCUACGUACACCUGUUUGCAUUCUUUCGAUGCAGUUCUAUUUUUUCAGAAAAUUGUUACACCAAACAAUGCCUGAAUGGGGCCACGUGCCAAUUACACGUUGGUUUCGUCACGUGCGUGUGUCCUGUGGGUUAUACGGGGUCACGAUGUGAAACAGAAAUUCUGGAAUGUUUGUCCAAUCCCUGCAAGAAUGGAGCAACCUGUUCGGAACUGAUAGCCGGAUAUCGGUGUAACUGUGCCAAGGGGUUUACAGGGACGAACUGCGAAGCAGAUAUUCUGGAAUGUUCUUCCAAUCCCUGCAAGAAUGGAGCAACCUGUUCGGAACUGAUAGCCGGAUAUCGGUGUAACUGUGCAAACGGGUUUACAGGAACACACUGCGAAGCAGAAAUUCUGGAAUGUUCGUCCAACCCCUGCAAGAACGGAGCAACUUGUUCGGAACUGAUGGCCGGAUAUCGAUGUAGCUGUGCAAACGGGUUUACAGGAACGAACUGCGAAGGAGGUUCUAAAAGCCAUAUUGCAUAUCAUUGA